This is a messenger RNA of Hypomesus transpacificus, 578 nucleotides long. It is a transcript of the gene cxadr, whose product is annotated as CXADR Ig-like cell adhesion molecule. Lineage: Eukaryota; Metazoa; Chordata; Actinopteri; Osmeriformes; Osmeridae. The record is from RefSeq and is a predicted model, not a curated record. Gene Ontology annotation, cellular component: bicellular tight junction; intercalated disc; basolateral plasma membrane. Gene Ontology annotation, molecular function: cell adhesion molecule binding. Gene Ontology annotation, biological process: homotypic cell-cell adhesion. The coding region runs from base 135 to 578 and encodes 147 amino acids. The transcript has 4 exons.
GCACCUGCCGAGGCGAAGAAGGAACGCCGGAGAACUCAGAUGCUUUGCUUUUGUGAACUGGUCUGUCAGACAAGCGACGCAAGUUCUGUUGUAGCAAGUUUAUCACAAUUAAGUCUUGGAAUAAACCAAAAGGAAUGGAUUUGACGAUAUUCCACCUCUGCUGUUUAUUAAUUAGCACAAUCGCAGGUUCAGUCCAGAGCCUGGAGAUCACCUCCACAGGGCCCACGUCUAUAGAGAAGGCCAGCGGGCAGACUGUCAAGCUGGACUGUCAGUUCUCCCUGGCCCCUGAAGACUCCGGCCCCCUGGACAUAGAAUGGAGCCUUCUGGCCUCCGACAACCAGAAAGAAGACAAAGUGGUGAUCCUGUACUCGGGUGACCGGGCCUACGAGGACUACUACCCGGCCGUGAAGGGCCGCGCCCACUUCAACUCGGCCGACCCCAAGAACGGCGACGCCUCCAUCAACCUGACGGGCCUCAAGUCGUCCGACACGGGCACCUACCAGUGCAAGGUGAAGAAGGCUCCGGGCAUCCGCAGCCGCAAGAUGCUGCUCACCGUCAUGGCGUAUGAUCCCAGGUGA